UAAUAAUAAGCUUUGAGACUUUGAGUGCUCUGAUCAGAUUUGUCAGACUCAUUCAUCUCUCUCGCUCUGCAUAUCCAAAGCUCCAGGUCUUGUGUUGGUGACAGACUUGAGCCAUGAACAACGUUGUUGCUCAGUUGCAGAGACAGUUUCACGACUACCUCGUUUCUCUUUAUCAACAGGGAUUUUUGGAUAAUCAGUUCUCUGAGUUGAGAAAGCUACAAGAUGAUGGCACUCCUGAUUUUGUAGCUGAGGUUGUCUCUCUAUUCUUUGAAGACUGUUCCAAGCUUAUUAAUACCAUGUCUAGAUCACUGGAGCGGCCAGAAAAUGUGGAUUUCAAACAGGUUGAUUCAGGUGUGCAUCAACUCAAGGGUAGUAGCUCAAGUGUUGGUGCAAGGAGGGUAAAAAACGUAUGUAUAUCUUUCAAGGAAUGUUGUGAUGUUCAGAACCGUGAAGGGUGUAUACGGUGUCUACAGCAGGUGGAUUAUGAAUAUAAGAUGCUAAAGACCAAACUUCAGGAUCUGUUCAAUCUAGAGCAACAGAUCCUCCAAGCUGGAGGUACGAUUCCUCAGGUGGAUAUAAAUUAGACUGGUGGUCUUCUUGAUUUUUUCUGAAUGUUCAAAGGCUUUUUAUACAUGAUGAAACACAUUCCUCGGUAGCAUUUUCCCAGUUACAUUAUUCUUCGCCCUUAUCUAAACGCUUGAUUGAGUUGUAACAGUAAAAAUGAAGUAUAAGUUUUAUUAUUAGACAUGUUCAUAUGUUAAUGAAAAUUUGGUUUAUGUGUUUAUUAAUCAACAAUGAUUUUGUCUAGUAAUGAACACUGCACCGUGUCUUUUGUGCACACUGUAAGUUAUUGUUAUGGGGCUUAUAGGACAUGAUUGUGACAAAAGAUUGAGAAU
Molecule: messenger RNA, 896 nt
Organism: Eruca vesicaria subsp. sativa (arugula)
Lineage: Eukaryota; Viridiplantae; Streptophyta; Magnoliopsida; Brassicales; Brassicaceae
Source: the annotation of a GenBank genome assembly